Molecule: messenger RNA, 11473 nt
Organism: Coregonus sp. 'balchen'
Lineage: Eukaryota; Metazoa; Chordata; Actinopteri; Salmoniformes; Salmonidae
Source: the annotation of a GenBank genome assembly
AUCGAGGGGUUCUAGACCUCAGUUAGUCUUCUGGAGAUUUGCCCACACAGACACAGAUACAGACACUGAAACCUCAGGCUGUACGAUCUCUCAAUAUUUCACCUAGCUGGGUAUCCUAUACUGCGGCCAUACUCUACUCACCUUUGACAUUCACUCCUCAUAGGGACCUCAGGUAGGUGCAGCUUUUCUGUCACAUUAUAGUGCCACUGUACACACUAUCAGCCUGAGUGACAGUGGAUGAUCACAAGUGUAAUGGUGUGAAACUGGAACCUGUGGAAGUUAGUGUUCUGCAUUACUCUAGACCAUUAGUUGUUUGAUUGGCUGCAACACUAUGUGAGAUAAAAGUGGUAAGUGGCAAUGACCUCUUUAGAUAAAGUUCUUAAACUUAACUACAGUUACAGUAAAGGAGGGUAUGGUUUAAUUAUUUAUACCCAGACAAGUGUACACUUAUCAACAUGGGUCUUUAUUGCUCAUAAUGUUUUUAUUGUUAGUAUGUUAAUUCUCUUCAUCUAGUUUGAUUAAUAAUUUGAGUUGAAUGUUAAUUUAGCAUAAAGCAUUUUCAUUAAAUUAAUUAACAUUUUAAUUGUAACUAUUUUACUUUACAAUUUUGACAUCUAUUUAUUUUUGCCAUAACGGCUGGUAUACAACGAGAGUAAAACUUGUUCUGCUAUACCAUUGCAAAUUUACAGUGACAUUUCACUAUUUUCCUAAUGUUAUUAUUUGGGCAAAUAGUUUUGUUGUUGUUGUUGCAGUGAUAGCAUUGAUUUAUUCUGCACAAUUGUUUUAUUACGAGAAGUUCCAUGACAGUGGUUUUCUAUGGUCCAUUGGCUGUUAGUCAGCAGUAAUUGUGUGACAAUAGAUUUCUAUUAAUCAGAUGAGAUUAUUUAUUCCGUCAUAUCACUGGUGCUAGGUAUAUUUAGUAUGACAAUAAUGUACUCUAUCUGAUUUUCUCAGACUCUAUCAGACCCUAUCAGGCUCCUCUUGCCCCUUAUCACAAGUGAAUAAAGAUAUGGUACAACAUUGUCUCUAUUAUUAACUACUGUACACCAUGCACUUAGUCUCCCGAGUGGCGCAGUGGUCUAAGGCACUGCAUCGCAGUGCUAGCUGUGCCACUCUGUCGUAGCCGGCCGCGACCGGCUGCAACAAAAUUAUCACUGAACUAUAUCAAAUUAUCUAAGCACCAGCACCAUGCAAGUGCUGAACAUCUAUAAACAUGGAACUGUUUUCAAUUUAAUUAUUACAAUUUUUAUUUGCUUUUUCCUUAGAAGAACUCAAUGUUUUAGCCCAGGGACGUUGCUCUCAUAUUCUGUUUUUACAAAACGUAUAAUAUUAAUUUCUAUAAAGGUAAUUUGUUGUAGUAAGCAAACGUUUGUUCGCUCUUUGUAAUUUCAGAUAGGCUUAUAUAUUAUUAGGGUCUACUUUCAGCCACAGGCAAAUGAGGAUUCUUGAAAGGGAAAUUAGAAGAGAACUGCUGCUGUCGAGUGACCAUCAUGUCUUGAAGUUACAUGGAUUUCUUUAAAAUGGCAUCCACACAAACAACAUUAUUUGUAAACACUUGAAUGUAAAUCACAUCAGCCUACUGAGAUGCUGGUCCUGUCUGGUUGUUGCUAUAGGUCCAAUCAGUUCCCAUCUAGAUCUAUUCCCUGGGACUCCCUAGGAAUGACAGAUUUCUCCAAAUCCUUUCUGUUGUUUCAGAGUCAGUGGUUAUCUCUAUAAGCAUGGAGGAUUCCUCUGAACAGUCUCACUGGGUGUCUCCGGCUCUGCUCAGCUCUGAUCCCCUGGCCAGCUUCUCCUCAGAGCCUGGUUUACUACCUCCAGGAGAAGAGGGAGAGCCUUUCUUCUCCAACCAUGAGACUGAUUUCACCAGCAUGCCCUCCUACUUCUCCAACCCCAGUCACAGCAGGGCUCCAUUAGCCUACAGACACAGCUCAGGUCAGCAGUGUGGAACCUAACAUAACUUUAAAACUUUUAUGUUGACCUUUCAGAGUCUAAAUUAACAUUGAAUAUAAAAUAAUCAAAAACAUUUGUAAUGGGGGACUCAAAUUAUGCCCUUCUAUUGUAUCUCUCUCGUACAGUUCGCCAGGUGUACUCCUCGCCCUCUCUCCCAAGCAACCUCCAAUGGCUGGAAGGGCCUGGCAGCCCCUCUCUGAGCUCUCCUUACAACCCAUCAACCUCUACCUGGACCAGCAACCCUUUCACCAAGACUCCACUGCACCCACACACCCCAACCUCCCUUUAUGCCUCCAGCGCCACAUCCUCGUUUUCCUGCAGAGAUGGGUACUCCUCUCCAGGCAGGGAUGGCAAGGAAAGUCCCAGGCUUCAGGAGGCCUUGAAGGCCGAGCGCUUGAGUCCUUUAGGGGGAGGUGGUGGAAGCAGUUUUCUGAAUCUGACUUCAGCUGCUGGGGGUGUGUACACACCAUCUCCCCACUCCCACUCGCACAUGCUGGGCCCCUACAGCUCGUACAUAACCUCUCCACAGGACUACAGCACAGCAGGCCUCUACUCUCCAGGGGCAUGGAUGAGCCCCUCCUCUUACUCCCCCAAACUACGUAAUAAGAUGAGGCUGUCCCCACCAGGUGAGCAAAAUAGGACUCCAGAAUUUCCUGAUUUUUGGGGGGUUGAGUAGAGAUAAAUUAAUUACAUACAUAUUUAUGCGCACUAACUAAUAUCGUAGGCUAAUUAAUUUGGGGUUCAAUACCUGAGGAAGUAGAAACUCAAAACACAUUAACUAGAUCACUAACUCUAAAUAUAAUACCCACUGCUAGUAGCCAUGUAUUCAUCCAAUAGUAAAUGUAAUGUCCUAUAAAAACUUUGCAGUUGUAGGCUACUACCUAGGGCUGUGGCGGUCAUUACAUUUUGUCAGCCGGUGACUGUCAAGCAAAUAACUGCCGGUCUCACAGUAAUUUACAGUUAAUUAACAUUAACACGUUUAGCAUCUCCUGGCUUCCAUGCACAGCCUAAAAGUCACUGAUUAGACAUUUGGAAUAUCUACAUAAAAAAAGUAUAAUACAUCCAUUUAAUAUAGCCUACACCAUCACAAUAUAUCCAUUAUUUAUUUUAGACAGGUUUAAAUAAACAUGAUAUGAAGAAAAUGUAGUCUAUUUCAGAAGAACAGAAUAGCAUACUCUGAGUUGUCCUUAUGUUAGACCCUGAUAUGGCUAUGCCAUAUGGCUGUGGGCUACACUAGUUAAUUUAGCAGACAAUAUUUACUUAGAAUUCCGUGGUAUUCUUUUUAAUUAUUUUAUAGUAUGAAGAAUACAAUUGAACAUAGCUGAAUAAAAUAGAAAGGAUAUUUUCUCCAAAAGAUUUCCAAGGAAGUGCGCACAUGCAGCUAUUCUGUGUUGAGCGUUAACAAAGAAACAGGUCCUCCUAUAUGCUUAAUUUAGAGUUAUUUAUGCAACUUUAGCUGUGAUACAAACGUUGGGCUAUAUGUUUUGAUUUUUAAUACAUUAUAAGGCUGCAUGAUGUGACUCUAAUGAUGAUUUGAAAAAAGUUGCAUGAAAGGCAUGAGCUCUGAUUUGUUUAUUGUGCAGACUGUCUCUCAUUUACAAUUUGACAAGGACUUGAUAAUAUUCUCACCAGGCCUUGAAUUUCCCGGCGGCAUCCCCCUUGUGUGGCCGUAAUGCCCCCUAAAAAAUCCAUGCCUUUUGCGGCCAAAGUGGCCGCUGUGCCAUUGGGCUGAAUAUAAUACACUGAACAAAAAUAUAAAUGCAACAUGUAAAGUGUUGGUCCCAUGUUUCAUGAGCUGAAAUAAAAGAUCCCCGAAAUGUUCCAUACGCACUAAAAGCUUAUUUCUCUCAAAUGUUUUACACAAAUUUGUUUUUAUCCCUGGUAGUGAUCAUUUCUCCUUUACCAAGAUAAUCCAUCCACCUGACAGGUGUGGCAUAUCAAGAAGCUGAUUAAACAGCAUGAUCAUUACACAGGUGCACCUUGUGCUGUGAACAAUAAAAGCCCAUGCUAAAAUGUGCAGUUUUGUCACACAAUACAAUGCCACAGAUGUCUCAAGUUUUGAGGGAGUGUGCAAUUGGCAUGCUGACUGCAGGAAUGUGCACCAGAGCUGUUGCCAGCGACUUUAAUGUUAAUUUCUCUACCAUAAAGCGCCUCCAAUGUUGUUUUAGAGAAUUUGGCAGUACGUCCAACCGGCCUCACAACCGCAGACCACGUGUAACCACGCCAGCCCAGGACCUCCACAUCCGGCUUCUUCACCUGCGGGAUCGUCUGAGACCAGCCACCCGGACAGCUGACUAAACUGUGGGUUUGCACAACCGAAUAAGUUUUGCACAAACUGUCAGGAGACUGGUUUGUCGUCCUCCCCAGGGUCUUGACAUGACUGCAGUUCGGCCUCGUAACCGACUUCAGUGGGAAAAUGCUCACCUUCGAUGGCCACUUGCACGCUGGAGAAGUGUGUUCUUCAUGGAUGAAUCCCAGUUUCAACUGUAUUGGGCAGAUGGCAGACAGCGUGUAUGGCAUCAUGUGGGUGACCAGUUUGCUGAUGUCAACGUUGUGAACAGAGUGCCCCAUGGUGGCGGUGGGGUUAUGGUAUGGGCAGGCAUAAGCUACGAACAAUGAACACAGUUGCAUUUUAUCGAUAGCAGUUUGAAUGCACUGAGAUACCAUGGCGAGAACACCACAUCAGUCACUGGCUUCAUCAAUAAGUGCAUCGAUGAUGUCGUCCCCACAGUGACCGUACGUACAUACCCCAACCAGAAGCCAUGGAUUACAGGAAACAUCCGCACUGAGCUAAAGGGUAGAGCUGCCGCUUUCAAGGAGCGGGACUCUAACCCGGACGCUUAUAAGAAAUCCCGCUAUGCCCUCCGACGAACCAUCAAACAGGCAAAGAGUCAAUACAGGACUAAGAUUGAAUCAUACUACACCGGCUCUGACGCUCGUCGGAUGUGGCAGGGCUUGAAAACUAUUACAGACUACAAAGGGAAGCACAGCCGCAAGCUUCCCAGUGACACAAGCCUACCAGAUGAGCUAAACCACUUCUAUGCUCGCUUCGAGGCAAGCAACACUGAAGCAUGCAUGAGAGCACCAGCUGUUCUGGAUGACUAUGUGAUCACGCUCUCCGUAGCCGUUGUGAGUAAGACUUUUAAGCAGGUCAACAUUCACAAGGCCGCAGGGCCAGACGGAUUACCAGGACGUGUACUCCGAGCAUGUGCUGACCAACUGGCAAGUGUCUUCACUGACAUUUUCAACAUGUCCCUGACUGAGUCUGUAAUACCAACAUGUUUCAAGCAGACCACCAUAGUCCCGUGCCCAAGGACACUAAGAUAACCUGCCUAAAUGACUACCGACCCGUAGCACUGACGUCUGUAGCCAUGAAGUGCUUUGAAAGGCUGGUCAUGGCUCACAUCAACACCAUUAUCCCAGAAACCCUAGACCCACUCCAAUUUGCAUACCGCCCCAACAGAUCCACAGAUGAUGCAAUCUCUAUUGCACUCCACACUGCCCUUUCCUCCCUUGGACAAGAUGAACACCUACGUGAGAAUGCUAUUCAUUGACUACAGCUCAGCAUCAACACCAUAGUGCCCUCAAAGCUCAUCACUAAGCUAAGGAUCCUGGAACUAAACACCUCCCUCUGAAACUGGAUCCUGGACUUCCUGACGGGCCGCCCCCAAGUGGUAAGGGUAGGUAACAACACAUCUGCCACACUGAUCCUCAACACGGGGGCCCCUCAGGGGUGCGUGCUCAGUCCCCUCCAGUACUCCCUGUUCACCCAUGACUGCAUGGCCAGGCACGAUUCCAACACCAUCAUUAAGUUUGCCGACGACACAACAGUGGUAGGCCUGAUCACCGACAACGAUGAGACAGCCUAUAGGGAGGAGGUCAGAGACCUGGCCGUGUGGUGCCAAGAUAACAACCUCUCCCUCAACGUGACCAAGACAAAGGAGAUGAUUGUGGACUACAGGAAAAAAAAGAGGACUGAGCAUGCCCCCAUUCUCAUCGACGGAGCUGUAUUGGAAUAGGUUGAGAGCUUCAAGUUCCUUGGUGUCCACAUCACCAACGAACUAUCAUAGUCCAAACACACCAAGACAGUCGUGAAGAGGGCACAACAAAGCCUAUUCCCCCUCAGGAGACUGAAAAGAUUCGGCAUGGGUCCUCAGAUCCUCAAAAAAUUAUACAGCUGCACCAUCGAGAGCAUCCUGACUGGUUGCAUCACCACCUGGUAUGGCAACUGCUUGGCCUCCGACCGCAAGGCACUGCAGAGGGUAGUGCGUACGGCCCAGUACAUCACUGGGGCCAAGCUUCCUGCCAUCCAGGACCUCUAUACCAGGCGGUGUCAGAGGAAGACCCUCAAAAUUGUCAAAGACUCCAGCCACCCUAGUCAUAGACUGUUCUCUCUGCUACCGCAUGGCAAGCGGUACCGGAGUGCCAAGUCUAAGUCCAAAAGACUUCUCAACAGCUUCUACCCCCAAGCCAUAAGACUCCUGAACAGCUAAUCAUGGCUACCCUGACUAUUUUUUCUCAACACUUUUUUGUUGUUGUUUUAUUUUACUUUUUUAUUAAAAAUAAAUGCACCGUUGGUUAAGGGCUGUAAGUAACCAUUUCACUGUAAUGUCUGCACCUGUUGUGUUCGGCGCAUGUGGCCAAUAAAAUUUGAUUUGAUUUGAUUUGAGAUGAUGAGGCCCAUUGUCGUGCCAUUCAUCCGGUGCCAUCACCUCAUGUUUCAGCAUAAUAAUGCACGCCCCCAUGUCACAAGGAUCUGUACACAAUGCCUGUAAGCUGAACAUUUCCCAGUUCUUCCAUGUCCUGCAUACUCACCAGACAUGUCACCCAUUGAGCAUGUUUGGGAUGCUCUGGAUCGACGUGUAUGACAGUGUGUUCCAGUUCACGCAAAUAUCCAGCAACUUCGCACAGCCAUUGAAGAGGAGUGGAACAACAUUCCACAGGCCACAAUCAACAGCUGAUCAACUUUAUGCGAAGGAGAUUUGUCGCGCUGCUUGAGGCAAAUGGUGGUCACACCAGAUAAUGACUGGUUUUCUGAUCCAUGAGUCACCCUACUUUCUUUUAAGGUAUCUGUGACCAACCGAUGCAUAUCUGUAUUUCCAGUCAUGUGAAAUCCAUAGAGUAGGGACUAAUGAAUUUAUUUAAAUUGACUGAUUUCCUUAUUUGAACUGUAACUCAGUAAAAUAUUUAAAAUAGCUGCAUGUUGCAUUUACAUUUUUGUUCAGUGUAAUUAUAAUUCCCUUCUCUUGGCUGCUGUGCUCCGAAGCACCUCUCACUCAUAUGGCUCUCUCAGAUAUCUCAAUUCUUAUUAGCCAAGGCCCAUCACGUGAUCAGGUCCUUCUCUCAUCUAAGAAGUAGGCUACAAGUGAAGACAGGCACAUCGGGGAUGCAACUGCGCACGUCCAUCUUAUCAAAUUCCGAGGCGCAUAUUGAAGAUGUUAGAAGAACUGUCCAAAUGUAGCCUACUUUUCGUCAGCCAACAAGAUGAGUAGGCCUAACAAACAGCAAAAGCACUAGCCUAUGUCAAUCUACUAUCCCCCAUCGUACAGAAGUUGACCUAUUCUAUUGUCCUUCUGUGCAAUAAAUAAAUAUUCCAAACAUACUCUGGGACAGUUGUAGGAUGCGAUAGAUCCCAAAUUAAUACAACCACUCACAUCAAAAAAUCUUUUAAAAGCAAUGAGGCUGAUGCAACAGAUCAGAACGUUUAGUUUAAAAUGUUGAUAAACUAUUACACUAUUUCUUCAUAUUAUAAGUGCAGCAUUAUAAAGGUGCAUUUUCAUGCCAGCCAGGUAUAUUAUAUAAUAUGCCAUUUAGCAGACGCUUUUAUCCAAAGCGACUUACAGUCAUGCGUGCAUACAUUUUUUUUUUGUGUAUGUGUGGUCCCGGGGAUCGAACCCACUACCUUGGCGUUACAAGCGCCAUGCUCUACCAGCUGAGCUACAGAGGACCACUAUACUACAGGUAGGCUACAGGUAGGCUACAGGUAGGCUAUACUCCUAUUGUAAAGCGAAGCAAUGUGCUUAAUAUUAGAAAAGUUUAUAAAUAAAUAUAAUAGGCCUAGCCUAUAGAAAAGCUGAUGGGAUCCUCUUUUUAAUAGAGACAAUCAAAACUCUGUUUUCUCACGCAAUUGCAUUAGCCUAUAGAAAUGUUGCGCAACAUGAGCUCAUGGGCUCUCAUGAAGUGUUUGAUUUGAUUUUCGAAAACAUUUGCAUUGAUGUCAGUGACUAGAGGGACAAUAGAGUGCUGAGUACCCGACAGUUAUCAAGUUUGGUAGGCUACUAAUGACCAUCAGCAGCAUCAGAGCUUGGAGAAGCCUAGUUACGGUGAUUAAACGGUCAUGUGGAAUUUGACUGUGUGGUGGUAAUAUGGUCACCUUAACAGCCCUACCAAUGAGACCUAUAGGCCUAUGCCAUAAACAAUGGCCGGAGCACAUUUCUCUUGCAUUCUACUCAAUAUCUCAAAGCCAUACCAAAUAUCUUGGUUGUAAAAUAGUUGCUAUUGAGCUGAAUAUUCAGAGUUGAGAAAUAACAAUUAUACCUACAGAAAGCUGAGACCCUCCGCUCUUCGACAGGGACAAGGGAACGAAGCUUCUAAAGCUGUGUUUUUCCCGCAAUUGCAUUUUGAAAUGUUAUACAAUCAGAACACAUUUUUCUCUCAAGUGCAUGGGGGGAGAGGAGAGUGGCUCACUCAUCACAGCAGUAGGCCUCAGUGAGUGCACAGGCACAGGGGCAGAGCAGACACUUUUAUUACAGGAAUCAUGAGCAUAAUGCACUUUACUGUUUGACUAAAUCAUGGUUUUAGCCUCCCAAAAAAAGAGGACGUUUUGAUUGAGGUGACAAUGUAGAAUGUGCUCUUUCUACGUUUAUAGGAGCUCUUUCCGUUUUUUACCAUCCAUGAUCUUUGCUGUCUAACUGAUGACAGAGCCAAAGGCUCUGUAACAAUUUCAACGAUUUUACUGAGUUACAGUUCACAUAAGGAAAUCAUUCAAUUGUAAUAAAUUAAUUAGGCCCUAAUCUAUGGAUUUCACAUGACUGGGCAGGGUCACAGCCAUGGGUGGGCCUGGGAGGGCAUAGGCCCACCCACUUACGAGCCAGGCCCACUCACUGGGGAGCCAGGCCCAGCCAAUCAGAAUGAGUUUUUUCCCCACAAAAGGGCUUUAUUACAGACAGAAAUACUCCUCAGUUUCAUCAGCUGUCUGGGUGGCUGGUCUCAGACGAUCCUGCAGGUGAAGAAGCCGGAUGUGGAGGUCCUGGGCUGGCGUGGUUACAUGUGGCCUCGGUUGUGAGGCCGGUUGGACGUACUGCCAAAUUCUCUAAAACAACGUUGGAGGUGGUUUAUGAUAGAGAAAUGAACAUUCAAUUAUCUGGCAACAGCUUUGGUGGACAUUCCUGCAGUCAGCAUGCCAAUCGCACACUCCCUCAAACCUUGAGACAUCUGUGGCAUUGUGUUGUGUGACAAAAUUGUACAUUUUAGAGUGGCCUUUUAUUGUCCCCAGCACAAGGUGCACCUGUGUAAUGAUCAUGCUGUUUAAUCUGUUUCUUGAUAUGCCACACCUGUCAGGUGGAUGGAUUAUCUUGGUAAAGGAGAAAUGCUCACUAAUGGAGAGGUAAACAAAUGUGUGCACCAAAUUUGAGAGAAAUAAGCUUUUUGUGCAUAAUGAACAUUUCUGGGAUCUUUUAUUUCAGCUCAUGAAACAUGGGACCAACACUUCACAUGUUGCGUUUAUAUUUUUGUUCAGUUUACAUUAGUAUAACAGAAAUUGCGCAACAGGCCCAUGGGCCUCCAGCCAUGUUAACUUUUUUCAUUGUUUUAUUUUUAUAUUGUUUUUUUGUUUUUUUGUGUGUGUGUAUCAAUUUCAACCAGCCCACCCAACUAAAAAUGGUCAAUUCCAAUAGGCAUUUGCCAGAAUUGCCAGAUGGCCAAUCCGCCCCUGCUUUCCUCUGAACAUCCUUUGGGAUUUCAGAUGAUUCUUUGGGAACAGAUGAACAGUAGGAGACUGAUGUAGUGUGUUUUUGAUUGGUGGCAGAGGCCAGGGAGUGCGUCAACUGCGGAGCCACUAACACCCCUCUAUGGCGUCGAGAUGGGACAGGACACUACCUGUGUAACGCCUGUGGGCUUUACCACAAGAUGAAUGGCCAGAACCGUCCCCUGAUCCGGCCAAAGAAAAGACUGGUAUGAUAUGGCAUAAGGAUUGGAUAAGAUAAUCAGUUAUAAAUUCUAUUGUGUUGACAUGCCAAUUUAUUGAUUGAAAAACAAAUGAACAUUGGAACUCACCUUUCAUCCACAUAAUUGACUUACCUUCCUCUCUCUCUGUUUCAGAUUGUCAGCAAGCGGGCCGGGACACAAUGUGCCAACUGUCACACAAGCACCACCACACUGUGGAGACGGAACGCCAGCGGUGAGCCCGUGUGCAACGCCUGUGGACUCUACUUCAAGCUGCACAACGUGAGUCAAUGAACAAGAUACACUGAUACACUGACUGCUACAGAGCUACUAUUACCAGCUUCUAGCUAGCACCCCCUCACUGGUUAAAAAUACAAAACCCACACAACUCCAAGCUACUGAACCCUAGUCAUUGAACCACAAUAGCGGGUCCAGUGGGUACACAGUUUGUAUUAGAUCUACCUCCUGUAGUAUAGUAGUAUCAGGGUAAUAAUGGAGAAAGGGAAUGUACUAACUUAUGUAUAUGAAGUAAAGGCACACUUCUCUUUUCACAGGUCAACAGACCCCUUACUAUGAAGAAAGACGGUAUCCAAACACGAAACCGUAAAGUGUCCAACAAGAACAAGAAGGGCAAGAUGAGUGCCAUGUUAGAGCAAUACCCUGACCUUUCACAGGGUCCCACCCUCGAUUACCACGGAGGCCCUUACUCCCUGGGCCCAGGGUCACUGCUCUCCUAUAGCCACACCCCUCACUUCCUCCCCCCACACUCCGGCCUGCACCCGUCUGCCAACCUGUCCUACACCCAACACCCAAACACUGCCAUGGUGCCCACUCUGGUGUGAAACAGACCUGAGCAUAUGCAGACCCAUAAAGGCAGCAACAUACAGAGCAUACAGACACAAAGUAGCCUACUGAGGAAAAGCUUCUUUGUAGCAAUGGAUGCCCUGUAUAUAAAUGCAUUUAUACUUCUUUGCUAACCAAUUUUGUGUGUGAAGUUGAUCUUGUCUAAAUACUGGACAUAAUAUGGUGGCACAUUUUUACAAGAUCAAAAAAGAAAAACUUGUAUGGAAGAAUUUGACUGUAUUUUGUAAAAGGCAUAUUCUAUGUUUAUGAAAAGUAAAACAAUAAAAGGAAAGUUUAAACAUCCCACUGUGAUCAUUGAUAUGGCUAACACUGGUAUGAACUUGUAGCUGUAUUUUGUAAAUACGCACCGACUACAGUUGCCAUAUCCCUUUUCAAAUGUUUAUGAUUUUAGUAGACAUGUGAAAGGGCAUUAAAAUAUGAAAUUGUUUUGUAUUUGCUAUAUUUCUAUAUUUGUCAUUUCUUACAAGCUCCACAUAAACAAUAAAACAUGAAUGGU